AUGGCGGAUCUGUUCAUCAAACAAUCAAAGCAAUAUGCGAAGGCUCGGCCAGAUUACCCAGAAGAGAUCUUUGAUUACAUUGCCUCCAAGACCAAUUGCCACGACCUCGCAUGGGACGUCGGCACCGGUAACGGCCAGGCUGCCGGAUCCCUAGCUGGGAUCUACAAGAAUGUCAUAGCCACAGAUACAAGCCAAAAACAACUUGAGCUUGCAAUCAAGCUGCCCAACAUUCGCUAUGAGCAUACCCCUGCAGUUUUGUCUAUAGCUGAGAUUGAACAAAAAUUGGCACCAAAAUCAAGCAUAGAUUUGGUGAUCGUUGCUCAGGCUCUGCAUUGGUUUGACCUCCCUACUUUCUACCAAGGCGUGAAUUGGGUGCUGAAAAAACCCAAUGGUGUCAUUGCUGCAUGGUGCUAUACAGUUCCUCGGGUCAACAAUGUCGUAGACACCGUCUUUGAUCGAUUCUAUACCGUUGAUGUCGACCCUUAUUGGGAUCCACAGCGUAAAUUGGUGGACAACAAGUAUAGAAGCAUCGAUUUUCCGUUUGCGCCAGUGGAUGGAGAAGAUAACACAGGACCCUUUGAGUUUAUGACAGAGAGGUUGAUGGACUUGGAUGGCUUUUUUACAUACAUAAGGUCAUGGUCUGCAUAUCAGACAGCAAAGGAGAAGGGUGUUGAGCUUUUGAGUGAUGAUGUGAUUGCGGCAUUUAGGGAAGCUUGGAAUGAUGGUGGAGAUGGCAAUAAGGCUGUGAAGUUUCCUGUCAAUUUGAGGAUUGGAAGAGUGGGGAAUUAA
This is a messenger RNA of Prunus armeniaca (apricot), 789 nucleotides long. The record is from the annotation of a GenBank genome assembly. NCBI's taxonomy places the organism in Eukaryota, Viridiplantae, Streptophyta, Magnoliopsida, Rosales, Rosaceae.